AUGCUUCAGUCCAGGGCUUUGGCGGUGGCUCUGAUUCUGCUCCUCAGCACCAGUCUCUCUGAAGUGGGUGCUAAGGCAAUCUCAAAGAGACACGUCCGUCGUGACUGGCUGAUCAUACCGGAUUCAAUUGCAUUUUACAUGUACGAAUCUGUGAACAAAGUGUCCCCAAAAGCUGGUCAGUUCUUGGCGGAAGCUGUUCAGACUCCAGUAAUCCUUGAGAUCAGGAACUUCCUGAUGAAGGAGACCUCUAAAAUCAGUGUGCUGGCAGAACAGCUGAUGGAAAAAUUAACAGGUCUGUGGAAGAAGAAAGAGGAAGCCCCAGCCCAGCAGUAG
Emys orbicularis (European pond turtle) is the source of this 333-nucleotide messenger RNA. RefSeq names its product apovitellenin-1-like. Gene Ontology annotation, cellular component: chylomicron. The record is from RefSeq and is a predicted model, not a curated record. Lineage: Eukaryota; Metazoa; Chordata; Testudines; Emydidae. Gene Ontology annotation, molecular function: enzyme inhibitor activity. The transcript has 3 exons. Gene Ontology annotation, biological process: lipid metabolic process. Bases 1 to 333 code for a protein of 110 amino acids.